Messenger RNA from Lactuca sativa (garden lettuce), 2004 nucleotides. RefSeq lists its product as uncharacterized. Gene Ontology annotation, molecular function: zinc ion binding. NCBI's taxonomy places the organism in Eukaryota, Viridiplantae, Streptophyta, Magnoliopsida, Asterales, Asteraceae. The record is from RefSeq and is a predicted model, not a curated record.
AUGAAGAAUGAGAGGUCUUUUCAGAUUAAGUCAUUAAUUGAUAGGCAUAAUUGUGCAAGAGUUUUCAAAUUUGGGUCCAUUGUAAGCUACAAAUGGAUUGGAACUCAUUUCAUGAAUGAUAUAUUACAGAAACCAAAGAUGAGCAUUAGGAAAUUGAAAGCUAAGGUCAGUAAAAGGUUUAACCUGAUAGCUAGUGUUGGACAAUGCAGAAAUGCUAGGAAAUAUGCAUUUCAGCAGAUAGAAGGUACUUUAAUAGAGCAUUAUGCUAAAACAUGGAGUUAUGGAGAAGAGCUAAAAAGGACAAAUCCUGGAUCAACAGUUAAGAUGGAGGUGGAUGUGAUGCCUGAUGGAGAAACAUACUUCUCAAAGUUUUAUGUGUGUUUAAAGGGUUUGAAGGAUGGAUGGAUGGUGGGUUGUAGGAGGGUAAUUGGAGUAGAUGGUUGUUUCUUAAAGGGCAUAUGCAGAGGUCAGUUGCUUGCAGCCAUUGGGAGAGAUGCAAACAACCACAUAUAUCCUGUUGCAUGGGCUGUGGUUGCAGUAGAAAAUAAAGAAUCAUGGAAGUGGUUUCUUGAUCUUCUAAUUGAUGACAUUGGAAUGGGAGUUAGGCAUGGACUAACCAUAAUAUCAGACCAACACAAAGGAUUAGUUGAAGCUGUGAAGGAAAGGGUUCCAGCUGCAGAGCAUAGACAAUGUGCUAGGCACAUAUGUGCUAAUUUCCAAAAAAGAUUUAAAGGGCAAAUAUUUAAGAAACUGUUUUGGAGAGCUGUUGGAUCUACAGUUCCACAAAAAUUUGAAUACCAUAUGAAUGAAAUCAAGAAGCUGGAGCCACUAGCUUAUGAACAUUUGAUGGAAAGGGACCCUAAAACAUGGUGUAAAGCAUUUUUUCAGGUUGAUAGGAGUUGUGAUGCAUAUGAAAAUGGUGUUUCUGAAAGUUUUAACUCUGUGAUUGAAGUUGUUAGGAAGAAACCACUUAUUACCAUGUUAGAAGAAAUCAGGAUUUAUGUAAUGGAAAGGUUGUGUAUAUACAAGGCCAAGGGUCAAUCUUGGGAUUUAAGCAUAUGUCCUUCCAUAAGGUUGAAGUUGAAUAAGCACAAGCAAACACAAAGGUUUUGGCAAGUGGUACCUUCUGGAUAUAUGCAAUUUGAGGUGAGGGUGGGGACUGAAGGGUAUGUUGUAGACCUGAAUACUAGGCAAUGUGGAUGUAGGGCAUGGCAGUUAGCAGGGUAUCCCUGUGUGCAUGGAUAUGCUGCCAUUUCAAGCCUUAAUAGGGACCCUGAGGAGUAUGUGUCAAAAUGGUUUACUACAUCAAUGUAUGCAAGUUGUUAUAGGUAUAACAUUAGGCCACUAAACUGUAAUGCUAUGUGGCCUGAAGUGGAUUACACCAAACCAUUGCCCCCUAAAAAAAGAAGACUACCUAGAAGACCAACAAUGAAAAGGAAAAGGGACCAGGUUGAGAGAGAAGCUAAGGGAACAAGGCAUACAGUCUCAAAAAAGGGAAUGAUCAUGAGAUGUACCAUUUGUAGGGAAAGAGGACAUAACAGAUCAACAUGUCCAUUAAGACCAAAUGAUGUACCAUCUACUUCAGGUUCUAACAAAAAGAAACCUAAGAAACAAGGUAAAGUAGACCUUGAAGCUGAAUUGGAAGUGGAACAUGUUGUCAUGUUUGAAAGUGAAAGUGAUAGUGACUUUGAAAGUGAAAGUGAUGUGGAAGCUAAUGUUCCUGAAGUUGAAGUUGAUGUUCCUUUCGUUCAAGAUAACCUUGUAGGGGAGAUUCAAGAUGACAUUCAAGUUGAUGCUAACAUUGAAGUUGAUGUUCUUGAAGUUGAUCUGGUACCAGAAGUUGAAGUUGAUGCUAAUAUAGAAGAUGGGAUUCAAGCUAACAAUGAAGUGGAACAUGAAAUUGAAGUUCAAGAUAAUGUGGAACAGGAAAUUCAACACAAUGCAGAAAAUCAGUUAGGAAGAGGACAAGAAAAACUUCAGAAAGAAUCACAAAGAUUCAGAUAA